CGGCGGCGGCAGCGGUGGCGGCCACAGCCCGGCCGGGGGAGGAGGAGGAGGAGGAGGAGGAGGAGGAGGAGGAGGAGGAUGGAAGAGGAGGAGGAGGAGAUGCGGGCGGCGGAGGAGGGGCCCAGCACCCCCAAAAUCUACAAGCAGCGGGGUCCCUACAGCGUCCUCAAGACCUUCCCCGGCAAGCGGGCGGCGCUGGCACGGCGCUACGAGCGAGCCGGCGCGAUGGUGGAGGUGCCCCGGGGGCGCGCCGCGGGGCAGCCCUUCCCGCACGCCGCCGAGCCGCUGCCCUACCCGCCCUUCCCCAACGGGCCCGCACGCCCCGCCGCCGCCCACGGGCACCCCCGCACGCCGGCCCCGGGCUCCGCGGGCCGCUACGGCCCCUGCCCGCCGGGGGGAGCGGCGGCGGCGGCGGCGGGGCCGGCGGCGGGGGGAGCGGGGGGCGGCGGCGCGGAGCUGAGCGCAGAGAGUCGAAUGAUUCUGGAUGCCUUUGCCCAACAAUGCAGCCGGGUUCUAAGUCUAUUAAAUUGUGGUGGAAAACUACUGGACAACAAUCACUCUCAGUCCAUGAUUUCUUGUAUAAAGCAGGAAAACCCAAAUUAUAGUGAAAGACAAGAGCAAUGUCAGCUUGGGAAAAUGGUCCAUAGUCAGACGUCAGACAUUUUAGACAUAGAGAUGCAGUAUAUGCAAAAGAAACAACAAACCUCAGCCUUUCUGAGAGUUUUUACUGAUUCCCUUCAGAACUAUUUGCUUUCUGGGAGCUUCCCUUCUCAGAACACCUCGUCAGUAAAUGAUUUUAGCCAUUUGGCAGAUGUGGAUCCGCUUUCAACCUCUCCAGUGCACACUUUAGGUGGAUGGACAUCUCCAGCAACUUCUGAAUCUCAUGGUCACCCAUCAUCUUCUACACUUCCAGAGGAGGAAGAGGAGGAAGAAGAAGAAGGUUACUGCCCUCGGUGUCAAGAGCUAGAACAGGAGGUAAUUUCAUUGCAACAAGAAAAUGAGGAGCUUCGCAGAAAACUGGAGAGCAUUCCAGUGCCCUGCCAGACUGUUUUAGAUUAUCUGAAGACUGUACUUCAGCAUCACAACCAACUUCUGGUACCGCAGCCAGCAGACCAUCCGACUGAGGGGAGCAAGCAGUUGCUGAACAACUAUCCUGUCUACAUCACUAGUAAACAGUGGGAUGAGGCUGUAAACUCUUCCAAGAAAGACGGACGGCGACUCCUUCGAUAUCUCAUCAGAUUUGUUUUCACAACCGAUGAGCUUAAGUACUCAUGCGGCCUUGGGAAAAGGAAAAGGUCAGUGCAGUCAGGAGAGACAGGUCCUGAAAGACGUCCUCUGGAUCCCGUAAAAGUAACAUGUCUCAGAGAGUUCAUUAGAAUGCAUUGUACUUCCAACCCUGACUGGUGGAUGCCAUCCGAAGAGCAAAUAAACAAGGUCUUCAGUGAUGCAGUAGGACACGCUCGGCAAGGGCGUGCGGUGGGGACUUUCCUUCACAAUGGGAACUCAUACUAUGAAGGGACUGACCAUCCAGGAUCACAGGACGAAGUUUUCAAUAGAGGUAUGCAAGACGGAUCUGGCGAUUGACAGCAGUGAGAGGAAACUCAUGCAACAGUAGCAAGCAGUUAAUUUAGAAGAGACUAUUUGUUAAGCAUACUUACCCUGAAGUCAUUUAAGAGUCCAAAGCAUGUUUGAACACAUACUGCAUACAUUUCAGCUUCUCCAUCCUACCAUGUCCCCGUUUACAGAAAGAAAUCCAUUUCAAGACCUGCCCUAUGGGACUUCUCAGUGCCUAUAAUUUGCAAACCCUUCAUAGCACCCCCAAGGGGAAGCUGCAGUUCAUUCCAUUUAGUUCUAGAGGAAAGAUCAUUUAAAAAUUGUACAAGUUUCAAAAGAAACAACAGCUACCAUCUUGUCUGCCCAUUGGUAACAAGCCCAGGUCUGGACCCUCAGACAGAACAACCGGGUACUAUUUGCUUUUCCUGAGUAGGAGAUGUAAGAAUGAGUCCGCAUGCAUGUGACCAAAACCAAAAAAUGCUCAUUUCUUAACAGCAAGCAGUAUAAUUAUAAAUGCUACCUUAAAAUACCACACGAGAUGGAAAAUUCAGGGACUUCCUUUAGCCAGCUAUGCCAGGAAAUUAAGCUUCCUGGAUAAAACAUCAGCACUCAUCAGCAACAGAAUCCUUCAAAGACCCAGAACAAUAACAGGCACUUCUAAUAGAUAAAAAUUGCUUUGUGUAUCGGAUAGACACUAUAUUUAUCUAGAUUUCUAAGGGAUUAGAGUUGAUCAUGACAGUUUUCAUUAAAAAAAAGAUUGCUAAAAACAAAUCGCCAUUUCGGAAGACAGGUUUUGCUUUGUCUGUUGCUAUUCUGCAGCCAUAUUAUGUAGCUUUAGAGGUUUUAAAUUGCCUUUUCUUGUUUUUGCUUUCAUUUGUGUUUUAUAUCCAUUCCUUGAAAUAGAUGAGGCAAUGUGCUGGUCUCAAUAGUCAGAUGCUCAGUGGUGCAUUCAGGGAGGGGUUGAGUUAGAAAAGCCUAAUUUAGCAUUUUGUUGUAAGAAAAGUAAACCUGGGAUCCAGACUAAGCUGUAAAAAAAGGACGUGUGUUAGAGCAGAAGCCAAUUUACAGCAGAGUGCAACAUGGGAAGCAGAUGCCAGCUCAACAGAAAAAUAAUCCACCCAUUAAAAACAUUUACUUUCAAAGGCUUGGGAGUCCCUUGUCCCUCCAAAUUGACGCACUCCAGAAAUACGUAAUGCCAAAGAAACAAUACCCUUUCCUUUCAGCGUCAGGGUGUUUCAAUCUCCGUGCCCUGGCCAGUUGCUCAGGCUGGUGCUGGUGUUCACCACAACCACCUGGCCCAGCUCUCCUUGAAGCAACGCUCCCCGGCCGGCAGGGACAGGGCACCGGUUUUGGGAAAGAAAAUCCACUCCGCUUGCGAUCACCUUUAGUGCUACCUCAUCAGUGUUGAUUCUGCUGAACGUGUAUCUCAUGCUCCCCAGCUUUCCUCCCUGCCCCAUGCACACCGUUAGAGAAGCUACUAAUUGCUCCUUCUGCCAUCCUCCUCUCCUUCCCGACCUCCUCCCCGCACACCGGGCAGGGGGGGAAGCACCCAGCCCGUGCCUGUCCAUGGAUGAAGGACUGGGGCAGCCUCUCAAAUGCCAGCUCACCCACACCACCAUUUCUCCCUGCUGUCUGCCUCCCCUUUGCCUGCUGCCAUGAACGGCGCAUGGCUCCAGCCACAGUAGACAGAGCCAUGCUCAGCCAGGAUAUGCUUUAGGCCCUUAAAUGCCCAGUACCUCUCAGCUCGUUUUCAUUUUGCUAAUUUUUAAAAGGGGGUCGAAAGGCAUUUAUUUGACCCAGACGAACCGAUUUAUCAGAGAACAAGCAGUUUGGUCACACUGCUCCUUCCCGGGCCAAGGGGGUCAGGGCAGCAUCCCUCGUGCAGGCAGGAGGUGACUCUCUUUGACCAGUCAGUGGUGUGCGGUGGCCGAGGGGGAAGACACUCAGUGUAUAAAAAUGUCACAGUACAGAUAUCCUUUAGUAGCUUUUCCGUGUUGAACUUAACACUUUUUUUUUUUUUUUUUAAGAGAACUAUAAUAGAAGAUGUUACAUUGCUCAGAUGGUGUAAGUCUUGCUGGUAUAUGUUUAAUGUGGUGACACUUGCCAGAACUACUUGGUAAAACAUGUCAGAGCGUGCGAGUCAACAUUAUGCUGUAAAUUUGUCCACAGCGAUAUGUAUCAUGCUGUAUUUUUGUAAACAUUGUGAUGGUUCCUUUCAAAUGGUUAAGCAUAUGAGAUUAAAAACACAGAUGCUUCAUUUUUAAUAGUCGCAGAACAGAGUUACUGGACUGGACAGACCUCUCUCACUUAAUAACCUAAAGAUUUUGCAAAUAACUUGUAAGUCUAGCUUUAUUUUUAGUGUAAGAAGUGUAACCAGCGUCCUGGUACCGCUCACAAUCCUGUGCUCUCAUAUUGUGCAAAAUAACCAAAUGUAUAGUUUCAUCCUGAAAGCCACUUUAGCACUAGAAAUGGCUUGGCAGGUUUGGACCGUUCUUUAUGAACAAAAUUUUGCCCUCAGCUGCUUCUGUGCAAUCACUAGUGACAUGAAUAGUAGUCACAGACAGGCAUCAGAAGACAGGAGCUCAUCUCUUUUUUUGUUCAUGCUUGUUUUUUAACAAUAAUAGACCACAGCAGCAUCUCUCUUGUUUUUAACUGCCAUCAUGGCCACUUGACUCCUCACCCACCCCGUUUGUUUAAAGACCCUUUCACAACUACUUGUUCCAAUUAGCUUAUUCACGAGGCAUUAUGAAUCCAUGCAGAUCGAAGCAUCUAUGUAUCCACAAGAUGUUAGGUAUAACGCUACGGGACCCGAAAUAAUAGAUAGCCUGUAAGCCCUCGCACAGCGAGAUAUCCAUAUUUAAGCACCGUGCUUUGUAAGUCAGCACAUCCCUUCUCCGAGCUGGAUGCAGGCAGCAGGCUGGCAGCAGAAGGAAGCUGCUAUCUGUCAUGUCACUCCAGCAAGUCCCAGGAGGAUAGAUCCUUGUCUUAUCCUUCCAUACUCUUUAAUCUUACUGUCAUUUAUGUAUCUGCCUUCUCUCAAACUUUGUGUAGCAGUACCGCACGCCCAUCUGUGCCAACAUGCCUUCGCUAUAUUUUCUAUGACAAAUAUUUGUGGAGAAACUGUGAUUAAAAAACCAUUAAUCCCGAUAUUUUUAUUGUUAUGGUGUAGUUAAUUCUAUGAAUACUUUCUAAUGAUGAUUGUACUGUGUAGAGUAAGUACAGGUUAGGGAUAGACCUUUACCAGAUAUUGUACAAAAAAGUGCAUAGUGUAAUAUAGACUAGUAAGGUUUUUGUGACAAUUUCUAUAGGAUGUGUGAAUUGUUUUCUAUGUGGCAACACACAUUUCUUUUAAAAAAUAUAAAAAUCUUAGAGAAUUUUUUAAACAGUCAAUAUUUUUUAAUUAUAAAGACAUUUGUUACCUACAGUUUACUAUUUCAGGUGUUAAUCCUAAUUUGAAUAUUGGUUUUAUUACUACAUACCUCCAGUUCCAUUUGUUCUGUUGCAUUAACAAUGCACAAUAAAAGUUGGUCUCUGGUUAA
This is a messenger RNA of Anas platyrhynchos (mallard), 5093 nucleotides long. It is a transcript of the gene BEND4, whose product is annotated as BEN domain containing 4. Lineage: Eukaryota; Metazoa; Chordata; Aves; Anseriformes; Anatidae. The record is from RefSeq and is a predicted model, not a curated record. Gene Ontology annotation, molecular function: DNA binding.